UUCCGCCCGCCUCUUCCGGCUCACUUCCGCCCACUCCACCCAGGGCUCGGUCGCCGGAAAAGGCUUGCGCUUUCUGGGGUUCGGCUUCUCUGGAUCGAAUCCGGACACCGUCAAGAUGCCGGCUUACCACUCUUCUCUCAUGGACCCGGACACCAAGCUCAUCGGUAACAUGGCACUGUUGCCCAUCCGAAGCCAGUUCAAAGGACCUGCCCCUCGGGAGACCAAAGACACGGACAUUGUGGAUGAAGCCAUCUAUUACUUCAAGGCCAACGUCUUCUUCAAGAACUAUGAAAUCAAGAAUGAAGCAGACAGGACCCUGAUCUACAUCACGCUCUACAUUUCUGAGUGUCUGAAGAAACUCCAAAAGUGCAAUUCCAAGAGCCAAGGCGAGAAAGAAAUGUACACGCUAGGGAUCACCAACUUCCCCAUUCCCGGAGAGCCUGGCUUUCCCCUCAAUGCCAUUUAUGCCAAGCCUGCGAGCAAACAGGAGGACGAGAUGAUGCGGGCAUACCUCCAGCAGCUGAGGCAAGAGACUGGACUGAGGCUGUGUGAGAAGGUUUUUGACCCUCAGAAUGAUAAACCCAGCAAGUGGUGGACUUGCUUUGUGAAGAGACAGUUCAUGAACAAGAGUCUUUCGGGGCCUGGGCAGUGAGAGGAGCCUGGGCAGCCACCGCCUGCAGAGCCACGGGCAGCAUCACAUGGAGGCACAUCAUAGGACACACGGGCCUAUGUGUCUGUUCAUACCUACUGUGUCAAGGAGUGAGGAGAGCCUGUCUUUGCCGGAAAAGCUUUUGGUCAAGAAUUGGGAGGGUGGGUAUCGGGUGAUUUCAAUUUUUGGCAGUUUCAAGCUGGUACUUAAUAUAUAAUAAAUGUCGCUGCUUAUGUUAGACAUUGAAUUAAAACAUUUUUGAGAAAAAGCUU
This is a messenger RNA of Mus pahari (shrew mouse), 921 nucleotides long. It is a transcript of the gene Arpc3, whose product is annotated as actin related protein 2/3 complex subunit 3. Gene Ontology annotation, molecular function: actin filament binding. The transcript is spliced from 7 exons. NCBI's taxonomy places the organism in Eukaryota, Metazoa, Chordata, Mammalia, Rodentia, Muridae. The coding region runs from base 116 to 652 and encodes 178 amino acids. Gene Ontology annotation, cellular component: cytoskeleton; Arp2/3 protein complex. Gene Ontology annotation, biological process: regulation of actin filament polymerization; Arp2/3 complex-mediated actin nucleation. The record is from RefSeq and is a predicted model, not a curated record.